UAGAGAUGCAGUCUGGAAUUGAGCAGGAACGGAGAGUAAGAAAGAAAAACAGUGAGAGAAAAAAAAAGCUGGAGACGGAAUUAUAGAGAAUCAAGACUUCACAAGGACAUAACAGAAUGUGUGAAAUAUUUCAUAAGUUCAUCAUGGGGCUACGUGAGUUUUUAAAGGACUAUUUUCUUGGUUUCUGGGACUAUGAGACACCAAAGGUGAUGGUGGUUAAAAACAAAACUCUUGGAGCCAUAUACAGAAGCGUUCAGUUUCUUGUAAUCACCUAUUUCAUCUGGUAUGUCUUCAUAAGUCAGAAAGCCUACCAAGAUAGUGAAACUCGUCCAGAGAGCUCAGUUUACACGCUGAUGAAAGGCAUAGCACUUCAUGGAGAUGAUGUCUUGGACACUGUAGAGUAUGCUCGACCCUCAGAGGGUGGUGAUGUGAUUAGUACAAUAUUGAGACGAGAAGUUACCUAUGAUCAGAAGCAAGGAAACUGUGCAGAGCAUUUCAGUGUUACUAAUGCCAACUGCACGAGAGACUCUGACUGUGUGAAGGACGAGGUGGACUUUGAAGGCCAUGGCAAAAGGACCGGCAGAUGUGUUCAGUACUACAACCUCACCUUGAAAACCUGUGAGAUCCAAACUUGGUGUCCUAUUGAGAAGUAUGCUGUCGUAAGAGAAGCACCAUUAGAGAAGGCCAUCAAUUUCACAGUGUUCAUCAGGAACUCUAUCCACUUCCCCAAAUUUAAAGUGCUGAGGGGAAAUAUCAAAGAUGCUUCAAGCAAGCGUAACAUGCAUAAAUACCUCAAUAAGUGUCAUUAUCAUGCGAAGAAAGAGCCCUACUGUCCAAACUUCCGUCUGGGUUACAUCGCGGAUGAAGCCAGUGAGAACUUCUCUGAGCUCUGCAGGACUGGAGGAGUGAUCGGGGUCUUCAUCAACUGGAAAUGUAACCUGGAUCUGGAUCCUUCCCACUGUAAACCCACAUACUCCUUCCGUCGUCUUGACCUCCGGAAGGAUCAGGCUAACUCUGGUUACUAUUACAGGUUCGCCAAAUUUUACAGUAAGGAUGGGGUAGAGUCUCGGACGCUCAUCAAGGCCUACGGCAUCCGCCUGGAUGUCAUAGUUCACGGACAUGCUGGUAAAUUCAGUCCCAUCCCAACCAUCAUCAGCACGGUGACUGCCAUGACUUCAGUUGGGAUUUGUACCAUUAUCUGUGACUGGAUCAUGCUGACUUUUAUUGACAAGAAUGAAGUCUAUAGUGAUAGAAAAUUUGACGAGGUUAUCAAGGAGCCUGCGGUGCCCCUUCCCACAGAGCUCAGCUACAUCAACAGCUUCGGCUCAAACCACUCAGACCUGUCAGAAGGCGUACCGCUGUAAUGUCGGUACAGU
Messenger RNA from Cyclopterus lumpus (lumpfish), 1376 nucleotides. RefSeq names its product purinergic receptor P2X, ligand-gated ion channel, 2 (gene p2rx2). Bases 117 to 1364 code for a protein of 415 amino acids. Gene Ontology annotation, molecular function: purinergic nucleotide receptor activity; extracellularly ATP-gated monoatomic cation channel activity; ATP binding. Gene Ontology annotation, biological process: response to ATP; monoatomic cation transmembrane transport. Gene Ontology annotation, cellular component: nuclear inner membrane; plasma membrane. NCBI's taxonomy places the organism in Eukaryota, Metazoa, Chordata, Actinopteri, Perciformes, Cyclopteridae. The record is from RefSeq and is a predicted model, not a curated record. The transcript has 12 exons.